This is a messenger RNA of Nicotiana tabacum (common tobacco), 910 nucleotides long. The record is from RefSeq and is a predicted model, not a curated record. NCBI's taxonomy places the organism in Eukaryota, Viridiplantae, Streptophyta, Magnoliopsida, Solanales, Solanaceae.
GGAGCAAAUGCUGAAGGAGUUCCAAAAAGACUGACCUUUGAAGAAAUUCAGAGCAAGACAUACAUGGAAGUAAAGGGAACUGGAACUGCUAACCAAUGCCCAACAAUUGAAGGAGGUUUUGAAACCUUUGCAUUCAAGCCUGGCAAAUAUAAUGCCAAGAAAUUCUGCUUAGAGCCAACUUCAUUCACUGUAAAAGCAGAAGGUGUAAACAAGAAUUCACCACCAGCAUUCCAGAAAACCAAACUAAUGACGCGAUUAACCUACACUCUUGAUGAAAUCGAAGGGCCAUUAGAAGUAUCUUCCGAUGGCAAUGUUAAGUUCGAGGAAAAAGAUGGAAUUGAUUAUGCUGCGGUCACAGUUCAACUUCCUGGUGGCGAGCGCGUCCCCUUCCUUUUUACAAUCAAACAACUUGCAGCAAGUGGCAAACCGGAAAGCUUUAGUGGUGAAUUCCUCGUGCCAUCAUACAGAGGUUCGUCGUUCCUUGACCCAAAGGGACGAGGUGGAUCAACCGGCUAUGAUAACGCGGUUGCAUUGCCUGCUGGAGGCAGAGGAGAUGAAGAGGAACUUGAGAAGGAAAAUGUAAAGAACACAUCAUCUUCAACAGGAAAAAUUACUUUGAGUGUAACUAACAGCAAGCCUGAUACUGGUGAGUUGAUUGGUGUAUUUGAGAGUAUUCAGCCAUCUGAUACUGAUUUGGGAGCAAAGGUUCCUAAGGAUGUAAAAAUCCAGGGAAUUUGGUAUGCACAACUUGACUCAUAGAGACUCUACAGUUUAUGUUUUAUUUUUGUUUGGAUUUUGUUGUAAGGUACGAGGUAGAACUUGAACAAUCAUAGAGACAAGUAUCUUAAUGUAUAUUAUCAAGAAGAAGAAAUUCAAUGCGAUAUAGUGAGUUGCAAAUCCUUUAAACAAA